Messenger RNA from Cryptosporidium muris RN66, 336 nucleotides. RefSeq lists its product as uncharacterized. Lineage: Eukaryota; Apicomplexa; Conoidasida; Eucoccidiorida; Cryptosporidiidae. The transcript has a single exon. Bases 1 to 336 code for a protein of 111 amino acids. The record is from RefSeq and is a predicted model, not a curated record. Gene Ontology annotation, cellular component: ciliary basal body; centrosome.
AUGGCAGAUCCGAGGGCUAUGCUCAAUUAUAACACUGAACUCAUGAAGUGUUUAGAAGAUUUGAAGGAAAAGCGAGACGAAAUAAAACGUCAAGUUCAGAGAGAAGAAGAAGAUAAGGCUAAAAUUCAGAGAGAGAUGAAUGUAUUAAAUGAGAGAUUAAAAAAAGUUCAUGAGAGUUUACAACGCAAAACCAUUGCUAGAGCUGAAUACGAUAAAACUAUUCAAGAAAUUGAGAAUGCAUAUACCAAAAUCCUUGAGUCAUCACAAACAUUACUUCAUGUUUUAAAGCGUGAAUCUGUGAAUCUUUCAAACCCAAAGAAGCAUAUAGGAAUUUAG